ACAGGGAAUGAUGCACUUUUAUGCCCAGAAAGUCCAUUCCCAGACAGAGCAAACUGUGCUUCCUGAGUCCAUCUAAAAAGCUGCUGGAUUUGGCAGGUGUUUGGAUGCUGCAAGGUGAUGCUGGGGUCUCUGGAUACUGGUUAUACUAAGGCAGGGGGAUCAUUUUCCUAAAAGAGGAUCUGGAUAAAACACCUCUGUGCACUAAUGAGCACCAAUAAAAGGAUUAUAACUCCACACACAGGGACUUCGCUCUAAUUAGGACACAGAAAGGCUUCCUACAGUACAGAAGCCAAAAGGUAAAAGAAAACUGAUUGGCAGCAAGUACAAAACAGCACCUCUCUUUCUUCAGCCACAACCUCUGAACAAAGGAUUUGCUUCGUUUUAGCUCUGUACAACACUAACCUUCCGUUUGUGACACUUCCAGUCUUAUUAUUUGAAAGCAUUGUACAUACACGCUAUUCAGGUCUAACGUGACAAGAUGCACCUGGACAGACCCGAUCCAUUUAAUUAAACAUCAGAGCUUCAUGAAAAUCCCUCUCAUCCAAGUUAUGUCAUCUAGUGCUUCAGCUGAAGGCCUUGUGUAAAAUCCAUCACUGAAGAGUUUCUAUGUACAUUAUUUUACUUAUGCCACAUGCUAAAGUGUCUGCACAUGAUGGUCCUGUAAAAAAUGAUAAUGUUGAGUUUUUGUCAGCUUUCUGAACUUAACCUUAGUGGAGACAUAAUCCAGAUCAAAUAUAGGCUGUAAAAGUUUUGUCUUUGCAGUCACCCAGUUGUUUAUUUAUUGCCAUCCAGAAACAUCUCACAAUGUACCUUUUUAUGGUGCUGUAUCUCCAAACCCUUUGGGUGACUAUCUCCAUAGCAAUGCAGCAUGGACACUACGACGUAUGCAAGACACUAACCAAGUCUGAUGAGGGGAUAGUUUGGGAAUAUAUGGCCUGUCAGCCAGAAUCUAUUGAAAUGACACAAUAUAUGAAGGUAAAGCUGGAUCCUCCAGACAGCACCUGCGGGGACCCUCCAGAAACUUUCUGUGCCAUGGGAAAUCCGUAUAUGUGCAACAAUGAGUGUGAUGCCAAUACACAAGAACUUGCCCAUCCUACUGAGCUCAUGUUUGAUUUUGAAGGCAGAAAUCCUAGCACUUUCUGGCAGUCGAUAACAUGGAAGCAUUAUCCAAAGCCUCUGCAAGUCAACAUCACAUUGUCCUGGAACAAAACCAUUGAGCUGACUAAUAACAUCGCUAUUACCUUUGAGUCUGGUCGGCCAGAGAAGAUGAUUUUGGAGAAAUCCCUGGAUUAUGGCAGAACGUGGCAACCCUAUCAGUUUUAUGCUGCUGACUGCCUGGAUGCGUUUAGGAUGGAGCCCAAGUCAGUAAAGGACUUGACUCAUAGUACUGUGUUGGACAUCAUAUGCACAGAAGAGUACUCUACUGGGUAUGCAGCACAUGCCAAAACGUUAUCCUUUGAAAUUAAAGACCGGUUUGCAAUCUUUGCUGGACCACGUUUGCACAACAUGGCGUCAUUCUAUAGCCAGCUGGACACCACAAAAAACUUGCGGGAUUUCUUCACAGUGACAGAUUUAAGAAUUCGACUUCUCAAACCAGCCACUGGAGCCACUUUUGUUGAUGAGAGAAAUCUGGAGCGAUAUUUUUAUGCAAUAUCAGAUAUCAAGAUUCAUGGCAGGUGCAAGUGUAACCUUCAUGCUAAUAGCUGUACAUAUACCAACAACCGGCUGGCCUGCGACUGUGAGCACAACACUACUGGCCAAGACUGCGACAAGUGUAAGAAAAAUUACCAGGGGCAAGCAUGGAGUCCUGGUUCCUAUCUUACCAUCCCCAAAGGAACUGCAAAUAUCUGUGUAUCCAGCAUCCCAAGCACUGUACAGGACAAAAAGAAGAAGCAAUCCAUCACAACAGCUCCUCCAAACUUUGAUAGGAUAAAGACGAAUUCUUCAUUCCUAGACGUUGCAAACAGAAAGCAAGUUUUCCCCAAAUUAGCCCUCUCUACUGUGUCACCUGCUCAAGUUUCGAGCCACAAAAGAGAUUGCUAUUGCCACGGGCACUCGAAUCGAUGCACUUACAUCGAGGUUGUGGACACGGCGGUCUGCGUGAGCUGUAGACACAACACUCGUGGUCAGCAAUGUGAGAAGUGCAAGAAAGGCUUCCACAGAAAUGGGUCUGCCAAACUGGACGAUGUUAAUGUUUGCAUAGCCAAUGUUUGUGAUAAUGAGCUGCUGCGUUGCCAAAAUGAUGGCGUUUGCUACAACAACAUUAGGUGCCACUGUCAACCCGGCUACACAGGCAUCUUGUGUGAAAAGCUGAAGUGUGCCGACACUGGGAAUUGUGACUCCAUAUCAGGACAGGAUUCGCUGUCCCUAAACUCCUGGUUGACAUUAACUGCAAUAGUACUUGUGGACUGGCUCUGCACUUUCUAAAGGGCAGUGACAAUGGACUUCUCUUGAUGGAUGGCUGGACACUGGAAGAUUGAAUGAAAUUAAACUAAAUAAAGAUAUAAAACCUAUUGAAACUGAGAAGGCUCGACUGAACUAAGCCAUAUGUAUCAAACUGAAAACGAGAGAUCUAUGACUGUUAUAUUCCUGGCUGACAGAUAGAAAUGAUAACUUCAAAGAAAGACUUCUGCCAUGGUAACACCACCAGUUAUAGAGACCUUCUUCAAAAGGCCUAUAAAAAGAGUAAUGCCAAAUGCAGUUGGAGUUUCAUAAUUCUGCAAGGUGCAGGGAAUUUGAAAUGGAAAGCGUUUAAAGGAUGGCUGCCUCAAAUAGGACUACUACCAUGACAGGGUCA
Molecule: messenger RNA, 2797 nt
Organism: Xenopus laevis (African clawed frog)
Lineage: Eukaryota; Metazoa; Chordata; Amphibia; Anura; Pipidae
Gene: ntng1.L
Product: netrin-G1
Exons: 10
Coding region: 805-2427 (540 amino acids)
Biological process (GO): animal organ morphogenesis; axonogenesis; tissue development
Source: RefSeq, a predicted model, not a curated record